AUGUCAGAGAACACAGCGUUAGCCGAAGAAGAAGUUAUUAGAGUGUUGGGGGGCAUAUAUCUUGGUGGGAUCCGCCCCAUCAUGGAACACAGACCAUUAGGUGCAGAAUUCAAUAUCACUCAUAUACUCUCUGUUGUUAGGUUUCAAGUAAUUCCUGAGUACUUAAUAAGGAAGGGAUACACGCUAAAGAACAUACCGAUCGAUGACGACGACAUGACAGAUGUGCUGCAGUUUUUUGACGAAACUAACCGGUUCAUUGAUCAAUGUUUGUUUCCCAAUGAAGUUGAGUAUUCGCCUAGAUUGGUAGAUUUUAAAAAGAAACCACAGCGUGGUGCUGUUUUCGCUCAUUGCCAAGCGGGAAUAUCGAGAUCUGUGACUUUCAUUGUGGCAUAUUUGAUGUAUCGCUAUGGGCUGACACUAUCAAUGGCAAUGCAUGCCGUUAGGAGGAAGAAAGCAAAUGUUGAACCAAAUGAGAAUUUCAUGGAACAACUAAAACUUUUCGAACAGAUGGGAGGAGAUUUUGUUGAUUUCAACAACCCCACUUAUAAGCAACUGAAGCUGAAGCAAUCUAUUAGGCUGGAUCCAUCAGGUAAUGACUUAGUGUCCAAUGCCAAAAUGUUCAAAGAUUCAGAAUCAUCUCAAGACCUGGAUAAACUGACUGAAGCAGAGAAAAGCAAAGUUACCGCAGUGAGAUGUAAGAAAUGUAGAACUAAAUUAGCAUUAUCCACAUCUUUCAUCGCACAUGAUCCUCCAAGUAAGGAGUCAUCAGAAGGUCAUUUCAUUAAGAGGGCUGCAAAUUCUCACCGUAUUAUCGAUAUUCAAGAAUCCCAAGCAAACUGUUCGCACUUCUUUAUCGAACCAUUGAAAUGGAUGCAACCUGAACUACAAGGUAAACAAGAGUUAGAAGGAAAAUUUUCAUGCCCAGGCUGUUCUAGCAAAGUCGGUGGAUACAAUUGGAAGGGAUCUAGGUGCAGUUGUGGUAAAUGGGUUAUUCCCGCCAUCCACUUGCGAACCAGUAAAGUAGACCAAUUUCCCAUACAAUCCACUGUUUUGCCCAACAUGGUAAAUUUUGAAUCUGAAAAAAUGAAGUGA
Messenger RNA from Saccharomyces kudriavzevii IFO 1802, 1092 nucleotides. It is a transcript of the gene YVH1, whose product is annotated as tyrosine protein phosphatase YVH1. The transcript has a single exon. NCBI's taxonomy places the organism in Eukaryota, Fungi, Ascomycota, Saccharomycetes, Saccharomycetales, Saccharomycetaceae. Gene Ontology annotation, cellular component: nucleus. The record is from RefSeq and is a predicted model, not a curated record. Gene Ontology annotation, molecular function: protein tyrosine/serine/threonine phosphatase activity. Gene Ontology annotation, biological process: protein dephosphorylation. The coding region runs from base 1 to 1092 and encodes 363 amino acids.